GAUCAUCCUGAGAUCCUGAUUCUGCUCAGUUUUAUUCAAAAACAGAUAUCUGGAGACAGACAUGAGGUCGAUGAUGGCAUCUGCUGUAGAGGAGACAAGAGAUGACAUCAGUGCAGGGAAACAUGGCAAGCCAAUCACCACAGAGGAGAAUGUGGAACAGAGAGGUGCAGAUGAGGGAGAGGAGCAGAGAAGUCCAGAUGAUGAGGAGGAAGAGGUGGAACAGAAAGGUGCAGAUGAGGGAGAGGAGCAGAGAAGUCCAGAUGAUGAGGAGGAAGAGGUGGAACAGAAAGGUGCAGAUGAGGGAGAGGAGCAGAGAAGUCCAGAUGAUGAGGAGGAAGAGGUGGAACAGAAAGGUGCAGAUGAGGGAGAGAAGCAGAGAAGUCCAGAUGAUAAUGAGGAGGAGGUGGAACAGAGAGGUGCAGAUGAGGGAGAGAAGCAGAGAAGUCCAGAUGAUGAUGAUGAGGAGGAGGUGGAACAGAGAGGUGCAGAUGAGGGAGAGGAGCAGAGAGCUGCAGAGGAGAGGGCUGGGACAAGGCCUUACUCAGAAGAUCCAUCUGAAUGGCCUUCACCACAUGAAAUGAGCGACUCAUUUAGGCAGUACAUGGUUGAGAAUGGCCCACAGAAAUGUUCUGAUGGACCAUAUCCAAGAUCAGAUAAGAGUAAAAGGCGUUUUUCCAAAGCAUACUGUUUUCGUUUACUGUCUAAUGGAGAGAAAGUGGAACGGGAUUGGUUACUGUAUUCCAAAAGUACUAACAGAGUCUAUUGUUUUGCAUGUAAGCUUUUUGGUGAAGCUAAAGUUGCCCUGACUACCUGUGAUGUUUCAAGAGAUAUCAUUCAAGAAAUAUACCCAGCAAGCCGUCUACUGAAGGGUUACAAUGCUCUAGAGAAGUUAAAUUUCCUCAUAAAGGAGAAUCUUGAUUUGGUGUUUCCAAAUUUGACAGUAGCCCUUAGAGUAUUCCUGACCAUGCCUCUGACCGUUGCAUCUGCCGAGAGAUCAUUUAGCAAGCUGAAGCUCAUCAAAACAUACCUUCGUUCGAGUAUGAGCAAUGAUCGCUUGACCCAGUUAGCAGUGAUCUCAAUUGAAAACAAUGUGGCGCGGUCUAUUUCAUUUGAUAGUAUUCUUGACAAAUGGGCAAGUGCAAAAGCACGACAUAAGAUCACCUGCUGUAAUAUGUAA
Messenger RNA from Trichomycterus rosablanca, 1177 nucleotides. RefSeq lists its product as uncharacterized. The transcript has 3 exons. Bases 62 to 1177 code for a protein of 371 amino acids. Lineage: Eukaryota; Metazoa; Chordata; Actinopteri; Siluriformes; Trichomycteridae. The record is from RefSeq and is a predicted model, not a curated record. Gene Ontology annotation, molecular function: protein dimerization activity.